UCUAGGUGUGCCCUCACUCAGUCAUUUCAGUGAUCAGGAUGUACGGGCUGCUCUGUGAAAGUCUACAUGACUUCAUCAAAGAAUCUUACGGGGACGAUGUGUGGAAGCUGGUGCGAGAACGGGCUGAUGUCAGGCUUCACUCCUUUGUAACUCAUGAGGUUUACAGUGAGAGUGUGAUUCCUCGUAUCGCCAUGGCAGCCAGUGGAGUCACUGGGACCCCCUACAGUGAGCUGAUGAACUCGUGGGGAGUCUACUUCCUGGGCUUUGUGGGGAAAUAUGGAUAUGACCGGAUUCUGAAGGUUCUAGGCAGGCAUGUGCGUGACUUUGUGAAUGGUUUGGACAAUCUACACGAGUACCUGCGCUUCAGCUACCCCAAGGUCCAGCCCCCAACCUUCUUCUGUCAGGAGGAGUCAGCUACAGGAGUCACCCUUCACUACAGGAGCAAGCGGAAAGGUUAUCUUCACUAUGCCAUGGGUCAGCUACGACAGAUGGGAAAGCAAUUCUAUGACACCGAUAUUCAUGUGGAAGUGCUGUCUGAACAAUUGGUGGGUGAUUACUCACACGUCACCAUGAGGUUGAACUUUGAUAACUCAGCCUAUCGUUACAUCCAGAAAGAGGACACUGAUGAGGAGGAGAUGCUGCCAUUCACCAGUGAUUUUUUCUUUGAAGUUUUCCCUUUCAACAUUGUUUUCAGACAGAGUGAUGAGGAAGAAUCCCUGGCAGCACUGAGUGACCUCCUGGAGGUUGAGGUCCUAGCGGAUGAUUCGUCCUUCCUGUUGAUGGAUGGGCCGAAUGAAGUCUCUGUUGUCUUUUUAGAAGAAUCAGUUGUUCUUUUAGUGCCUGAGCAGCAUUCCGAUCUUAGUUCCAUUGAAUUUGCCAAUGUAUUGUUUACUUUAUCUCCUGUUGUCCAUGAAGAGUUUUCCACUGAGGAUGCUUUAUCUGAGUCCAGAUCAGAGUCCAGAGAGGAUCACACUAUUCAAGAGCUGUUCAGACAUCCUACAACCUAUUCUCAGCUUCCCAGCUAUGCUGACAGCAAUGCUGAUAAACUGCUGUCCUAUUCUGCAGAUCAAGAUGUUCUACCAGAUGCUGGGAAAAGCCCUCAAGAUAUGGUUGUUCACAAUGUGGGAUCGGGAUUAGCCACAGUCUUCCCAGACCUGGAUGGCAAGAUGAUUACUGAUGCAUUCCUGCUGGCCCGGCCACUCGUGGAGUUUACCUGGAAUAUGAUCAUCUCUCACCCGAACAACCUGUUUGAAAUCAUCUCGAAAGAACCCGUGAAAAGGGAAAGGAACCUACACAACAGAAGUGAACAGUGGAGACUGAGUGAGGAGACGGAUGGGGAUGGGAGUCGCUGUCUCAGGCUGAAGGGACAGAUGAGAUUCAUGCCAGAAUGGGAAUCCAUCAUCUUCCUUGGCACACCAGUGAUGGAGAGUCUUGGCGCCAUGUUUAAGACGGGUUUGUACAUCAAUGACCUCAGUAUGCAUGAUUCCAGUCGUGACCUGGUUCUUGCAGGGACCCAACAGUCUGAGGAAUUGAAACGGGCUCUCAUCCAGGAGCAAAAGAAGUCGAGUAAACUUGAGGAGAGUAUGAAGAUGUUGGAUUACGAGAUGAAGAAGACAGAUGACCUUCUGUACCGAAUGAUUCCUAAACCCGUCGCCAAGAGUCUCCGGAAAGGAUUGCCUUCCGUUAACACAUGUGAGGUCUUCCCAGAUGUCACCAUCCUGUUCAGUGAUGUGGUUGGUUUUACUCGCAUUUGCAGUCACAUUACUCCGAUGCAAGUGGUUUCUAUGCUGAACACAAUGUACACACUGUUCGAUACUCUGAGUGAGAAGCAUAGGGUUUUCAAGGUGGAGACUAUUGGAGAUGCCUAUAUGGUAGUUGCAGGAGUUCCGGAGAAAACCAAAUAUCAUGCGCAUAACAUCUGUGACAUGGCUCUGGACAUGGUACGGUCAAUCGACCACCUGAAAGAUCCAUCCACUGGGAGCAAUAUCCAAAUCCGCGUUGGUGUUCACACUGGUAUGGUUGUGGCAGGUGUGGUGGGUCACAAAAUGCCACGGUUUGGACUCUAUGGAGACACAGUCCAUUCAGCAUCAGCCAUGGAGAGUAACGGCAAGUUCUGA
Molecule: messenger RNA, 2117 nt
Organism: Carcharodon carcharias (great white shark)
Lineage: Eukaryota; Metazoa; Chordata; Chondrichthyes; Lamniformes; Lamnidae
Product: soluble guanylate cyclase 88E-like
Exons: 17
Coding region: 39-2117 (692 amino acids)
Biological process (GO): nitric oxide-cGMP-mediated signaling; cGMP biosynthetic process; response to oxygen levels
Cellular component (GO): guanylate cyclase complex, soluble
Molecular function (GO): guanylate cyclase activity; heme binding; oxygen sensor activity
Source: RefSeq, a predicted model, not a curated record